Messenger RNA from Daphnia magna, 4891 nucleotides. RefSeq names its product adenylate cyclase type 9 (gene Ac13E). The transcript has 7 exons. Gene Ontology annotation, biological process: adenylate cyclase-activating G protein-coupled receptor signaling pathway; intracellular signal transduction; cyclic nucleotide biosynthetic process. Lineage: Eukaryota; Metazoa; Arthropoda; Branchiopoda; Diplostraca; Daphniidae. The record is from RefSeq and is a predicted model, not a curated record. Gene Ontology annotation, molecular function: adenylate cyclase activity. The coding region runs from base 516 to 4292 and encodes 1258 amino acids.
CAGUAGGAGCGGCUGUCUUGUCUGUCAUGACUCCUCCCAUUCACGUGAGAAUAUGAUGAUACUUUUAACGUUUUCAAUUAAUCUCCUUUAAAUGAAAGGAAAUGACGAAAAUUUGUUGUCUCAGAAUCCAUAAACAGUAGUUUCCCUUUCGAAAUAUCAAACUUGUGUCGUGGCUCGAUAGCCUCUGCAAGUCGGAGGUGAGCAGAAUGAGAAGUGAAAACGUUACCUUGGGCCUGUUAUAACUAUUUGCUUUGGCUGCUACUGUAUGCACUCGCUUACCCACACUGGGCUGAAAUAUAAACUAUGCACUUUAGUACCCCUUUGAAGGUAUCCUUACUUCAGCAAACCCGAAAAACUUUGCAAUUGGAUUUGACCAAUCGGUGUUAUGUAGCUUGGAGUUAUUGACCAGUUGAAAAGUUUUGCCAACCAGUUUUGCUAACCAGCCAUGCUCAGUAGUGAUGCUAACCAAAAGACAUACAUAGCUGGAAUGAAUGUUCGGAAAGUUAUGAGAAAAGAUGACUAACCAUAGUGCAGAAAGGGUGAGAAUCCAGCAGCGCAACAUCCUUACCGCCCUGCCGCAGAGGCCAACAGUCAACAUGUCUCGACGGUCAUCUUGCCGAAGCGGGAAUAAGGAUAACAUGCGAAAGCAUUCCUUACUUUUCCAUCGGGCUUCUCCGUUCUGGUGGAUCCCUCGCUUUGAUUCCGAUAUCUUGGAGGGGCAGUAUUGGCGCAGCACAUUUCCGCAAAUUCGUCUCCGUUUCCAACUUGCUCUACUCUACAUUUUCAUUGUUUCGCUGUCGUGGUGCGUUUACUUCAGUGCCGUCACAAUCCACCACUGGCUAGCCUUCGCCGUCUCCUGCCUUUUCAUGCUAUUUCUUUCUGCAUUAGCCUUCUGCCUCACGCUGACAUCGAUCUAUCAGAACCAUCAUUUGCUCUUUUCCUGCCUUAUGGCAGCCUCCGUUUGUUUGGUGACACUUCCCGCCCAUUUGACGUGUCGACAUGGUACUAUCAUUGAGGGUGAAGUUUCCCCUGCUGGCUUACUCGCCUUGUCCAUGGAGGCCCUUUUACUUAUCUACACCGUUAUCCCACUACCCUUGUAUAUGUGCAUCGGUAUCAGCAGUCUGUAUUCCGUGACUGUCGAGGCACUUUCCAUCUUUGUUGCAUCCUGCGAGACGAACGCUGCUGCUACCCUUGUCCGAGCUUUACUUCACUUGGGAGUUCAUCUGAUCGGCAUUCAUAUUUUCAUCAUGACCCAGGUGCGAAUGCGCUGCACCUUCCUGAAAGUUGGACAGUUGCUCCUCGUUCGGCGGGAACUAGAAGAAGAAGCUCAAUUAAAGGAAAAAAUGAUUCGGUCCGUUAUGCCACCAAAAGUUGCCGAUUGGCUCAUGAAAGACGGACAUGAUGAAGCUGAUGAAGACGACGACAAUCAGUCUAACGAAGAAAAAUAUCGUGGAGGCAAACUCUCAUCUGGAGUCAAUGAUCAGUUGCGAACCAUAUUCCGUCCUUUCAAUAUGCACCGAAUGGAAAAUGUCAGCAUUCUCUUUGCUGACAUCGUGGGUUUCACGCAAAUGAGUUCAAACAAAACAGCCGAGCAACUGGUCGGUUUGCUGAACGAUUUAUUUGGCCGCUUUGACUGUCUUUGCGGUCAACAUGGUUGUGAGAAAAUCUCAACGCUGGGUGACUGUUAUUACUGCGUAGCGGGCUGCCCAGAACCGCGGCCAGACCAUGCUGGCUGCUGUGUCGACAUGGGUCUCAGUAUGAUUGAAGCCAUUGGCCGCUUUGAUGAGGAGCGCCAUGAAAACGUCAGCAUGCGAGUUGGUGUUCACACUGGCACUGUACUCUGCGGUAUUGUCGGGGUCAAACGCUUCAAAUUUGACGUUUGGUCCAAUGAUGUAACGUUGGCUAAUCAAAUGGAAUCGACAGGAAAGCCCAGUCAAGUCCACGUAUCACAGGCUACGUUUGCCUUGCUAGACCAACAAGUCUAUUUUUCCGAGGAAGGGGCUGUCUAUCACGGAUUGAAAACUUACUUCGUUUUGGGCCGGAAAAACAAAAUAAAUAUUGAGGAUUCAGCAACGGCCGAAUUCACCGCCAUGUGGUUGGACGAAACUGAUCCCACCAUUUCUUUACCUUGUGAAGUAACUGUCCCGUCUCUGGUGCCUAUCAGCGGAAACAACGUCAACGCAAAUAGUAAAAAAGCCAAUUCGCUUCCUAGCAUUUUGGAUAUCUUGGAUGAAGUGGCCACAAGUAGCGAUAGCAACAGCAACAUGCCAUGCGAGUCAGCUCCAUUAAGAUCUUCUCGCUCAGUGAGUCAGGAUCGCAAAAAGAAAAAUAUCCACUAUCAUGCCCAACGGUCGCAACAAGACGAGUUGUCUCCGUUAUCUGCAGCUCCCAUGUCAGUGGAAAUGCGUAGUAGUAACGCUAUUGUCUGCCCGGCCGGUCAGAACGGUAGAACGGACGAAUUGUCUCUUUUUCCAUCAGUAGAGUCGUUUAUGAAAGCACAAGGGGCCACCAGUACUCCCAACACUCUGCAACGUAGACCAACUGCAUCUAACGCUUCACAACUAGGUGUUGGUGGUAUCACCGAUAUGGAACGUUCACCUACUAGUAUGAGUUUAGCUCUCUACAAUAAAGACGAGCUCGCCGAAUUAGAAGGUGCAGUGACAGAAAACAGUGUUGGACUACACGCCAGUCUGAGCCGAUUCCACCAGCUGCGCAAACAGUCGGACUUGGCCAUGAUCCGGUGUAUUCAAGAAGAUGAGUCUCAUCGAGUCUAUUUCAUGCGUCCACCUUUAAGUCAGGUCACAUUAUUUUUUAUCGAUACGGCAAUGGAAAAGGAAUAUCGAGCUCGUGCCCAUCAGCCAGAUCAACCCGGGGCCCGUCUUACAUUAGCAUCACCUACGUACAACACCUAUCUGGAUAUCUUGGUCUCGGCGGUGACCUUUGUGCUAGUUUCGCUUUCGUGUCUUGUUCAUUUUGAUUUUUCGUUAUCAUGGGGCAUCGUUUUCUUCUGGGGAGCGCUGAUUUUAUUGGCAACCAGUGCCAUUUUCUUACAUAAUUUAUGCUGCGAAGAUGCUGUUGGCCGGAACUUCUUUUCCAUCGUCCACAACUGGUGUACUCGUUGGUACUCGUGGCAUGUUUGCGGUGCUCUUCUUAUGAGCUUACCCGUUUUGGCGGUGAUGUCUAACUUCAGCUGUCGAGUAGUGGAGGAAAAGGAAGAAUCCAGUCGCAUUUUCUGGUAUCUCUUUUUCUUCAGUUUGGUUCAUUUUUGCAACUUCACGCAGCUCAACUGUUGGAUGAAGAACGCUCUGGCAGCUCUGGCUGCUCUCCUUUUUAUUGUCCUCGUCUCCACGCCCGUUUGUCCCUGCGAUUUCAUUACUCUCAACACCAAUUCCAGCGGCAGCAGCGACGGCAUUCCGAACUUUACGGAGACAGACUACGAGAAAACUGAACUGGCUCUUUGUUACGAGAUUAUUUUACAUCUACUUCUACUGCUUCUGUUGGUCUGUUUUCUAAAUCGCGAGUUUGAAAUCAGUUUCCGGCUGAGUUUCCACUGUAACACAGUGGCUGCCAGAGGCAAAGCCAAAGUUCAAAAUCUUAGAGAUCAAGCUGAUUGGUUGCUACACAACCUUCUUCCACCGCACGUCGUUGACCGUAUGAGAGUCCGUCCUGGUUAUUCUGAAAAUCACCUCCAAGCCGGCAUCCUGUUCGCAAGUCUUGUCAACUUUAACGAGAUGUAUGAUGAGUCAUAUCUGGGUGGACGGGAAUAUUUACGCGUCCUCAACGAGCUUAUUAGUGAUUUUGACGAGCUUCUUGGCCAGCCUCAAUUUACGAACGUUGAUAAAAUCAAAACGAUUGGUAGUACUUACAUGGCAGCAUCGGGAUUGAAUUCAGAAGUGCGUUCCCGAAACUCUCAUCGUCACCAGCAUCUCUUUGAACUGAUUGAAUUUGCCCAGCAAAUGCAAUGCGUUCUACAGAAUUUCAACCAAAACUUACUGGAAUUCAAUUUGAUUAUCCGCAUUGGCUACAACUGUGGUGACGUCACAGCCGGUGUCAUGACUGGAGGUAUCGGAACCAUGUCCAAGUUACACUACGACAUUUGGGGCGAUGCCGUUAAUAUUGCCAGUCGGAUGGACUCGACUGGCGUUCACGGUAGAAUUCAAACAACAGAAGCUUGCGUUCAUGUUCUUGAAGAACGUUACAAUUUUGAAAAACGUGGCACCGUUUUCGUCAAAGGCAAGAACGACAUGAACGUCUACUUGUUGGGUGAAAAGAAAAAGACAAAUCUUUUUUAAGUCUCCCCAUCUAUCGGAAAGCAAAGCUGCCAUUUUACAAAAGAAGAGAACCAAUUUACCUCUAAAUCAAGUGACCCUCACAUCACGGAGGUUGUGCCAUCCCGAAAGUCGUCUCUAGUUCGGCUUGUCAAUUGCUAACAGUGUAUCUCUUUUUAUUAAACUAACAAACGCUUGCAUUACUGUUUACCGUCAUUGUUUUGUUUACCAUUCCCUCGUAACUUCCCUUGCGUGCGCGAUUGCUGUUUCAGUCCUUAGAAAUUCGAUAGUUGUUUUUAUCUGAUGUCGUAUGCAUGUGAUCGAUGUUUCUUCCAAUCUUCGUCAACGAAAUCGCUGCCGUGCCUUUUGAACUUUUUUUGCCUUUUAAAAAUCAAAAAUUAAACAAUUCUGCCUUCGAUGUGGUUUGCACUAAAAAUGCCAAACUCUUUUAACCGUUUUCCGUUUUAUUGCGUAGCGCCGUCUGCCUGCGACCAAAAGAUGUCCGUUUUUAUUACAGUGAAUUGUUUGUAAUGUACAGGGAUAAAAGAUAAAGAUCUGAAUUAAUCCCACGACACCGAUUAAACGUGCACGGGUACUCGUGCUUUAAUAAAAAUUUAAAUCUC